This is a messenger RNA of Lipotes vexillifer (Yangtze River dolphin), 2616 nucleotides long. It is a transcript of the gene NKPD1, whose product is annotated as NTPase KAP family P-loop domain containing 1. The transcript is spliced from 7 exons. NCBI's taxonomy places the organism in Eukaryota, Metazoa, Chordata, Mammalia, Artiodactyla, Lipotidae. The record is from RefSeq and is a predicted model, not a curated record. Bases 1 to 2616 code for a protein of 871 amino acids.
AUGAACCAGCACUACACCAUCCACUUCACCAAGGGUGCCCUGCCCCACCGGACCCCCACCAAGCGCUACUACUUGGACAGGGAAUUGGGGCACCAAAAAGCCCCCACCCCAGCCGUGGGAGAGCGCAGGGCAUGGCCCCGCCUCGGCCCACAGCCCCUCCCCGUCUUCUCUCUGACUUCUCCUGGGCCUCAGCUGAGUGACGAGCCCCAGCCUCCUCCUGAAGACCUGACCUGGUUCCUGCCACCCGCACUUCCCAGCCCCCUGUGGCAGCGGCUCUGCCCCGCUCACGACGCCCAGAAGGGGCUGCCCGCAACCACUACCGCCCCCAUGCAACUGGCCAGCGCCCCCCAGCCGGCCCCCACACGCACCCCCUCACCUGCCGCGGCACGCGCCAGAGCCAGCAGCGGCCCAGCCCUGCCCUCUGCAGCCAGCACCCUCCUGGAGCCCAGGAGGCCCACGGACACCUGGCACCUGCCUGCCCCCGUGACCCGUAGCUCCUUCACCUGCUACAGGUCUGAUAUCCUGACGGAGGAUGACGUCUACUGCAGCUGCCUUGCCAAGACCCUGUGCCAUGUGCCUGUCCCUGUGACCGUGGGCUUCUAUGCGCCCUUUGGCUGCCGCCUCCACAUGAUGCUAGACAAGAUCAUGGCGCUGAUGCAGCAGGAGGCGACCCAGAGGGAGGCCGAGGAGCUGCAGCACGUGCAGCGGCAGCUGAGGCCCAUACGGGGCUGGGGCUUCUCGAAGCUGCUGUGGUACCUGGUGUUCCUGCAGCCCGUCAUCACCGAGUUGCAUCUGCAGCGCAAGAACGUCAAGUUCCUCUUCAUCCGCUUCAGCGCCUGGCAUUAUGCGGGCAGUGACAAGCUGUGGGCCGGCCUGGUGACAGCGCUGUGCGACGGCAUCCGCCAACAAUACGGCGCACUGCCCUUCAGCUUGUACUCGGUGCUGGGCAAGAAGGUGGCCACGAGGCCGGGCUGCCGCCAGCGCGAGUGGCACUGCCGGCGCCAAGUGUGCCUGGCACUGCUGGCGCUGCUGGCGGCGCUCAGCCUGGGCAUGAGCCUGCUCUACCUGUCGAUGGGCUCCCACAUACUGGGCCACAGCAACCUGUUCCGGGCAUUCGGCGGCGCGGCCACCACGCUUUCGGGCUCCGGGCUGCUCAUGGCCAUGUACUCGGUGGGCAAGCACCUGUUCGUGAGCCAGCGCAAGAGAAUUGAGCGGCUGGUGUCGCACGAGAAGUUCAGCAGCCAUCUGGGCUUCAUGUGCGAGGUAAAGAAGGAGGUGGGGCUGCUCACCGACUUCCUGUGCUUCCUGGAGAUCUACCAGCGGCGCCGGCUGCGCGUCGUGCUCGAGAUCACAGGGCUGGACACGUGCUACCCGGAGCGCGUGGUCGGCGUGCUCAACGCCAUCAACACGCUGCUGUCCGACUGCCACGCGCCCUUCAUCUUCAUCCUGGUGGUGGACCCCAGCAUCCUGGCCGCGUGCCUCGAGAACGCCGGCUCCAUGAAGGGCACGGCCGACAACGGUUACCUCUUCCUCAACCGCACCGUCACGCUACCCUUCUCCGUGCCCAUCAUGGGCCGCCGCACCAAACUGCAGUUCCUGCGCGAUGUGGUGCGAAGCCGCGACGACCUGCUCUGUCGCCGGAUGACGCUAAACGUGAGGUCGCGGGGCGGGGCCGGGGGCGGGCCGGGGCCGGGGGCGGGGCCGGGGGGCGGAGACGUCGCGCCGCUCCUGGAGAUGGAGGGGCCGGCCCGGGCCGAGAACGUGCAAAGCCUACUGGAAGUCCAGGCGACGCGCAGCAUCCAGGAGGCGCUCUGCUGCUUGCACGACGAGUGCGACUGCCUCAUCGAUUACGUGCCCGACAACGUGGUGUCCAUGCGGCGCAUCGUCAACACCGUGCCCAUCACCGUGCGCCUGCUGCAACAGCAGCAGGGGGCCUUUGGGGGCCUCUCGCCGCGCCAGGCCGUGGCUUGGGUCGUGCUCGCCAACCAGUGGCCGUGCCGUCUCAGCUGGGCCCUGCAGUGCCUGGAGGACCAGCAGCAGGCCGGGAGCGCGCCCAAAGCCUGCGCGCCCCUCUGGGACGUGUUCUGCGACCACAGCUUCGAGCUGCACACCAUGACCGCGACGCUGCAGAACGUGUUCGCCCUGGACGGCGACCCCGAGCUUUUCCGGCGCUUCCUGGCCGCUGACUUCCCCUUCACCGUGGCCGAGGCGCAGAGCCUCCUGCGCUGCACCGUUAACCUGGACCACUCCAUACGCCGCCGCAUGGGCCUCAUCCGGGCCGUCAGCACGCUCAAGACGCCCCGCCCGCCCAAGUCCCCUGCCCGCAAAGCCCCGCACGCCGCACGCGGAGCCAACCACGCCCCCGGGGCGGCCUGGGCCUCGCACGGGACUGCGAAGCCCACCAACCCCAGGACGGGGGCAAGUCCAGACCCAUGGCCUGAGUGCCCUUCACUUGGGGUCAGUCUAGCCCAGGUGGGCCUUGAAUGGAAGACCUUGGGCGCAGCAGAGGGCAACACUUCCUUCUGCCCAGAUGAGAGUGUAGGGGGCCUAACUGGGCCCAAGUCCCAGGGUCCAGUGUCCGGAAUGAGGCCUGUGGUGGCCACAUUCCCCAGGUGA